This is a messenger RNA of Chlorella variabilis, 375 nucleotides long. RefSeq lists its product as hypothetical. Gene Ontology annotation, molecular function: RNA binding. The annotation marks the transcript as partial. NCBI's taxonomy places the organism in Eukaryota, Viridiplantae, Chlorophyta, Trebouxiophyceae, Chlorellales, Chlorellaceae. The record is from RefSeq and is a predicted model, not a curated record. The transcript is spliced from 3 exons.
UUGCCACUGCAAUGGGGCGAGAACGAAAUCACGGCGGUGUUUGGGCAGUUUGGCGUCCUGACCAGCCUUCGGCUUGUACGGCACUCGGUCACCAAGCAUAGCCUCGGAUAUGGGUUUGUGCGAUAUGGCAGCGUGGGGGAGGCACAGGCAGCCAUCAGCACCCUGGAUGGCACGUCAGUGCUUGGCCACACGCUGCAAGUCAAGUUUGCAGAUGCCGACGCAGGUGCGAGGGCAGUCGUGCCGCUGCCCAGGCAUGGGAUGCCAGGCAAUGCUGACCGGCUGUGGGUGUUCGAGAACUUUUCACGCUAUGGCGCCGUUGCCGGCCUGCGCAUUCUCAUUGAUGAGGCCAGCGGGUUGUGCAAUGGCACAGGGUGA